AAUGGCUUCACAUUAAAACAAAAGCCCAUUAUGAAUGACCCAUUCACAUUUCACACCCAGUUUGAAAAAUCGACCGUCCAAUUAAGUAACAUUCAAAAACCCAAAAGAUAAACCUCUAAUUCACGAAUCACAACAGCAGCAUGAGCCGUUUCAUCACGACGUUAUCUCAGAGUUUCUUGGAAAUAAUUUGUUGUAGCGGACUUGUGGCUGUAAAUGGGGCCAAUGCUUAAAUUUACUUGUCUCGUCUCUUCUACACGUCUUCUCUUCCGACCACACCCUUCAUUCAAUUCAACGUCUCCUCUCUGGCUCUCUCUCUCAAAUAUAUAAACACCAAUAAUGUCUCCAAUUUGAGAUUUUUAACUGAACCCAAGUCAUGACGAAGCUUCUAGAGAUUAAUCAUAUUCAAACCCUUUGUUUUGCCAAGGGUUUUUCUCCUGCCAGAUUAAAUGUUGCAACUUCACCUUUUCGGAUAUCUCGUCGUGGUGGUGGUGGAUAUUGCAGCAAUGCUUGUAUCCCUUAUCGGUUGAAAUUUACUUGUUAUGCAACACUAUCUGCUGUGGUAAAGGAGCAAGCAUCAGACUUUAGUGGAAAAGAAGCAGCUUUGCUUGUAGAUGAGCUCAGAAGCAACUUCAACUCUGGCAGAACGAAGAGCUACGAGUGGAGAAUUUCUCAGCUUCAAAACAUUGCUAGGAUGAUUGAUGAGAAGGAGAAAUGCAUCACCGAAGCUUUGUAUCAAGAUCUUUCUAAGCCUGAGCUUGAAGCUUUUCUAGCUGAGAUUUCGAAUACAAAAUCAUCCUGUAUGCUUGCAAUCAAAGAGUUAAAGAACUGGAUGGCUCCAGAAACGGUCAAAACUUCUGUGACAACAUUUCCCUCGUCUGCACAAAUAGUCUCAGAACCGCUUGGAGUUGUUUUGGUUAUUUCAGCCUGGAAUUUCCCUUUCUUAUUGUCUGUCGAGCCAGUCAUUGGAGCUAUUGCAGCUGGUAAUGCGGUUGUGCUAAAACCUUCUGAAAUUGCUCCAGCAGCAUCUUCUCUUUUAGCAAAGUUGUUUAGUGAAUACUUGGACAAUACAACAAUCAGAGUUAUCGAGGGAGGAGUCCCUGAAACAACGGCACUACUGGAUCAAAAAUGGGACAAGAUCUUUUUCACUGGUGGAGCAAGAGUUGCUCGCAUUAUAAUGGCUGCGGCUGCGAGAAAUCUUACUCCAGUGGUUCUCGAACUUGGUGGGAAGUGCCCAGCUCUUGUUGAUUCAGAUGUUAAUCUACAAGUGGCUGCUAGGAGGAUCAUUGCAGGGAAAUGGGCUUGUAACAGUGGACAGGCUUGCAUUGGUGUUGAUUACGUGAUCACAACAAAGGAUUUUGCAUCAAAAUUGAUAGAUGCUCUGAAGACUGAACUGGAGACAUUUUUUGGGCAAAACGCAUUAGAAUCAAAGGACCUGUCGCGGAUUGUGAACUCUUUCCACUUCAAAAGGUUGGAAAGUAUGUUAAAAGAGAAUGGAGUAGCCAACAAAAUUGUUCAUGGUGGCCGAAUAACCGAAGAUAAACUUAAAAUAUCACCAACAAUACUACUGGAUGUGCCUGAAGCAUCUUCCAUGAUGCAGGAAGAGAUAUUUGGACCUUUACUUCCCAUAAUUACGGUACAAAAGAUUGAAGAUGGCUUUCAGGUUAUACGUUCAAAGCCAAAGCCUUUAGCAGCGUAUCUCUUCACAAACAACAAAGAGUUGGAGAAACAAUUCGUGCAGGACGUAUCAGCAGGAGGAAUUACCAUCAAUGACACUGUCUUACACGUGACUGUAAAAGAUCUGCCAUUUGGUGGGGUUGGGGAGAGUGGGAUCGGUGCUUACCAUGGGAAAUUCUCGUAUGAGACGUUUAGCCAUAAGAAAGGAGUUCUUUACCGGAGCUUUUCAGGGGACGCGGAUCUUAGAUAUCCUCCUUACACACCAAAAAAGAAGAUGGUGCUUAAGGCUUUGCUCUCUUCAAACAUAUUUGCUGCCAUUUUGGCUUUCUUUGGGUUCUCUAAAGACUCAUGAUCACAUGUUAUAAUCACUGAACUUGCUGGAAUAGUACAACUGAGAAAGUUGAAUAUUUCCAUAGAGAAACUAAGAUCAAUAAAACUAUAGCCUCCCCUAUAUAUGUAAACAGUGAAUAAUUUUAGUUACUUGAAUAACAAUUUUACAUAGUUACUAGGACAGCUAAUUAUAUAUUGGAAAUUCCUUCUGCUAACAAAGUGUCCUUCUGG
Molecule: messenger RNA, 2235 nt
Organism: Arabidopsis thaliana (thale cress)
Lineage: Eukaryota; Viridiplantae; Streptophyta; Magnoliopsida; Brassicales; Brassicaceae
Gene: ALDH3I1
Product: aldehyde dehydrogenase 3I1
Exons: 11
Coding region: 374-2026 (550 amino acids)
Biological process (GO): response to abscisic acid; aldehyde metabolic process
Cellular component (GO): chloroplast
Molecular function (GO): oxidoreductase activity, acting on the aldehyde or oxo group of donors, NAD or NADP as acceptor; aldehyde dehydrogenase (NAD+) activity; oxidoreductase activity
Source: RefSeq, marked reviewed